Messenger RNA from Caenorhabditis elegans, 8794 nucleotides. RefSeq names its product MOR2-PAG1_N domain-containing protein (gene sax-2). The record is from RefSeq and is marked reviewed. Gene Ontology annotation, biological process: cell morphogenesis. The transcript has 33 exons. NCBI's taxonomy places the organism in Eukaryota, Metazoa, Nematoda, Chromadorea, Rhabditida, Rhabditidae. The coding region runs from base 1 to 8661 and encodes 2886 amino acids.
AUGAGCUCAAUUGUAAAAAAAGGACGCCUGGGGCGUCGAAAAAGCGAUCCGGGGACUUUGACUGUUCGAUCUACUGCUGAUAAAAUUGCGACAUGUGAACUACCAUGGGGAGGAACUAGAAUGGUAACACUUGGACCACUGGAGUUAACCCAAAUGAGUGGACCAUUUGUUGGACAAGCUUCUCUCAUGGAUCUUUUCAAUAUAUUCGAACGAAAAUUGCAUAUUGUGACUGAAGAAGAACCACUUGAGAAGAUGUUGAACAAGACAUUGCAACGUGGUGGUGAUCUAUAUUUUGAUAAUUUAUGUCAUACACUUCAUGGAUUAUCCGAAAUUUGUUUGCCGCCAAUUUUGAAAGUUUUGGUUGAAUGGUAUGAGAAGUAUGAUGAGUCGUUGUGUUUAUCUAUGCUAUCACCUAUUGCUACGCCGGAACUUCGUCUGAAACUCCAUAAAAAGUUAUUGGCAGUGAAUUAUUUAUUCUGUCUCGUACUUAUUGAAAUUCUUCCACAAGUUGAAUUCCAUCUUCCUCAAUGUGAUCCACUUAUCAAGAAAGUUCUAGAGAUUUGCUUCAAAAAUGUACAGUACAGAGAACCAUCGGCAGUUGGAAUCAAUAAAACAAAUCAUUUAGUAGUUGCUGAAACUUAUGGAGAAGUCGUUGGAGUUCUUUCCAGUACAUACUUCACUCAUAUUCAUAGAAUUUUCAUGACCCACAUCACAGAGCUCAAAAAAGACGUUUCACAGACUGCUGCACAACAAAUUGUAGCACUUAUAAUGUCGAUGAAAUUUCUUCGAAUAAACUCGAGUCAAGUGGAAGAUUUUGAGAAUGGAUUGAAAUUUUUGGAUGAUUUGGGAAGUUUACUGCUGGAAGUGAAGGAUAAGGAUGUCAAGCAUGCAGUCAUGGGUCUAUUGGUUGAGAUCUUGUUACCGGUUGCAGCGCAAAUCAAGCGAGAAACUAACAUUCCUGCUUUGAUUUCUCUUGUUCAAAAAUUGUACACUACUACGAACGAUAUGAUUUCAAAAAAGCAGCAUAAGCUUGCAGCAUUUCCACUGAUCACGUGUCUUCUUUGUGUCAGCCAAAAGCAUUUUUUCCUCGCAAACUGGGUACAAUUCUUGAAUUCGUGUUUGUCUCAUCUUAAAAAUAAGGAUCCUCAAGUGGCAAGAGUUGCGUUGGAGAGCUUAUAUAGACUUUUAUGGGUAUAUAUGAUUAGAAACAAUGCAGAUGGAAAUGCAGCAACACGAUCUCGACUCGACUCGAUUUGUGGUAGCUUGUUCCCGAAAGGAAAUCGAUAUAUUGUGCCUCGUGAUGCUCCACUCAACAUUUUCGUCAAAAUCAUUCAUUUUAUUUCGCAGCAAAAAUUGGAUUUUGCAUUCAAGGAAAUAAUCUUUGAUCUCCUAUGUGUCAACAAUCGAACACAAAGAUCCUUGUAUGCGGAACGAAUGAACGUCGGAAUUCGUGCACUGAUGGUCAUUGCAGACGGUCUUCAACAGAAGGAUGAUCCACCAGCAAUGCCAAAAUCAAUGGGACCAUCUGCAAGUGGAACUGUGCACAAGACAAAAAGAAAACAAUACAUCACAAGACCAUUAACAAAUGAAAUUUCAAAAUCGAUCGGAAUUGAUCAAUUCUAUCCACAGUGCCGAAAGGCUUUCGAUAGUAUUCUCCGCCUUCUGGACACACAAAUCGGCAAACCACUCAUGAUGUCUUCGAUUCAAAAUCGUGGAAAAGAGCCAGAUGAGUUGAUUAGUGGAGAUGCAAAGCCAAAGCUUGAUCUGUUCCGAACUUGUAUUGCUGCGAUUCCAAGACUUCUUCCUGAUCCGAUGAGUCAUGUGGAUUUGAUCGAUCUCCUUACUCGCCUUACAGUUCAUCUCGAUGAAGAGCUUCGUAACAUGUCUGGAAUCACACUUCAAACAAUUAUCGGAGAAUUUCCUGAUUGGAGAGAACAAGUGUUUAUCAGUCACAUCUCGCUCAUUCAAUCUCAUAUUUAUGAUUUCUUUCCACAAAUUUUGGAUGAUUCCCUUCGUUUGAUGCUCCAAUCUUUGACAACAUGGAAAACUGCAAUCACUGCCGAAAAGAAGCGAGAAGCCGAGAAAAUUAUUCCGACAAGUCCGCCAAGUUGUCACUCAAGUCAUGUGACAAGUAAUAGUACCCACAGUACUCACAUCUCGGUCAGCUUCCCCAAUACUGUCACAUCAGCAUCUUCGAUUCUUUCCAAUUCAUCAUCACCACAUCAACCAACACCUUCACUGUGUUCUUUACCAGAAUCUUCAUCUCUUCAUUCAAUUCCAACUGCAAUGACAUCACUUUCAACAACAACUACUCCAACUCAUUCACAAGGUGCUCCAUCAACAUCUACUCCAAUCGGAGGUAGUGGUAACAGUACCUUGUCGGUUUUGCAUCAAAUGGAAGGAUUGGCCAUUGUGUAUCUAUGUCAGACUCGAUCAAAUCCACGUGCUAUCGCUGUCAAGAUUUUGAAAGAAAUUCAACUGAUCUAUGAUCUUCUUGGAAUCGAGAUGAUUGAUACACCGGUCAUUGAUGUGCUCGACCAGGCAACUCCAUAUGUUGUGAAAAAGUAUAUCGAACACGUGCCUAUCAAAGAACGAAUGUCAUGGAAUAUGGACUUUUCGUCGGUUUGUGAUAAGAUCUCGACGAUCGAAACGGACAAUACUUUGGUGAACAGUGAUCGUGGAAACGAGUACUUCCAAUGGGAUCCGUGGGGUUGUGCACUUUCGGGUUAUGCAGAGAUAAAGCACUUGCUCACAAAAUGCCCAAGUGCAGUUGCUGCAGCGUGGCCAAUACUUUUCUCGAGAUUAAAUGCAGUUUCAGGAUAUGUUGAUCCGAAUAACCCACAAAACGAAAGUCGUUCAUCUCUUCUCCGUGGGUCAAAAAGUAAAGGAACUUCAUCGAUUCUCGGCGAGCAACUUGGACAAGAAGCAUGUCUUGCUCUCUGGCAAAAAUAUCUCAUUAUGUGCUGCGCUUUGGCUCCGGCUCCAUACAAUCUCUCACAGCGAAGCUUCAGUCCAACCAACUCAAUGGAUGGUCCAGUUGAUGUGUUUCGAUCUGUGUCUGCGUCACUCAGAUCUUCAAGAACUCCAGUUCCAAACUCAUUAUCUCAAUUGAUUUCAAAAGUUUGUAUGAUUUUGAGAUGGGAAAACUUGACUGACAUUCGUGAUAGUGUUGUACUUGGAGUUGGUUCUAUCAAUCCACUCGCCUUUGAUAUGAUGCUUGAAGAGUUAAAAUCAAAUGGGAUCCUUCGAGAAGCUACAGAAAAGAAGGCAGAGACAAAUUUACGAAGAAGAAAGCGAAAGGAUUUAUUGAGACUUCAAAUUAUUCGAGUAAUUGAAGUUGCCAUAUUUCGAGGACUUUUAUUAGUUCAUUCGGCUGGAAGUUCAGAUUUCAUUCUACAUCCACAUGUUGUUGAUUUUAUUGAUUCGAUGAGGGUCAAUUUGGAGAGCGAUCAUGAUCGGGACAUCACAGUUGUUACAAAACUCCGUCUUCACUUUGCCAAACUGAUUCAUCUGAUCAUUGACUCAACUCCACAUCUGUCUAGACACACUCUCUUUUCGGAUGAACGUCGUCAUAAGCUCUUCUAUCUCUUCAUUAACUGGUGCUCACGUGCAAUUGCCGCUGAUCGGAAGUUCCGUGACAAAGAAGUCGGUUCAUAUGUUGAACAGAAAUCUGUUCUUGCAAUGUCUCGUAUUCUAUGUUGUGGACCUAUUUUUGAACCAGCGAAAUCAAUUGGCGAAGAUGGAUAUUUAUAUGGAUGGCUUGAAAAGUUGAUCAUCUCGACGAAUCCAACGAUGCAGGCAGAAGUUGAAGAAAUGUUGGCAUGGAUGUUGGAGUUGAACGAGUCUGGAGUUUUAUUGGAUUGGUUGAUGAUGCAGUGUUAUACUCAGCCACCUACUGUCGCAUGCCGAUGCUUCAGAGCUCUAGUUCGAGUGUUCUCACGUCGUGACUUCCCCUGUGAAUUUGUCUCCCUAUUCGUUCUGUGCCAAUCUAUGCUCGCAGUCAACUCAGUCACCGAUUGUGCUCUUCACAUGAUCGAGAUUCUAAGGAAGCAGUUUUUGGAAACAUCAAAUAUUCAUGCAACGUCUCCAGCUCAACAAGUCACUCCCAUUGUGCAAAUGAGAAAUCAAGCCGAUGUUCUGACGAAUAUCUACAACGGUUGCCAUAUCCUACCAAUCGAGCAACACGAUGUUUGUACCCGACUCGCCAACUCGUAUCCUCAUUUGACAGUCACAAUAUUCAGUGAAGUCUCAUACCGUCUUGAGACUGAAAGCUGCUCAAACAAGUCACAACUCUUGGCACUUCUUCAGCCAUGGAUUUCCAAUUUAGAACUUGUUGAUCAGAAUGUUGUCGAAGAAGCUGCUGAAGGACCAAGAGGAUGGGGAUCAGAAGAAGCGACUCAAUUGGUGUUGAACAAUUUACUCUACUUGACAGUCACAUUAUCCAAUGAUCAUGAGAAGGAACUUGCUGAAGAGUCACUUCUCCCAUUCACCAAAAGAAUUUGUGUAAUGAUGUCACAAGUUGUCGGCACUCGAAUCUCAUCGAUUCUGCUGGAAUGGCUCAGCACGGUGCAUGAUAGCUCAAAAAUCACACUGGAUCGAAGUGAAAUUCCACCGUAUUAUCGAUGGAAAGAUGAGAAUUCUGAACGAAAAGCUAAUGAAGGAUCCAUUGCCAGAGACUCAUUGGAACGGGAAGAACCAACUAAAGAAGGAGUUCGAUUGCUGCCGAUGCCAGCUUAUGGAGGUCACUACUCACCACUCAGCCAGUUCUUGCCUCCUGUUGUUCAGCCAGUGCAGUUUUUCAACAAAAGUGAAGUAGGUCUUCUCUUGGUCUGUGAUAUCAUAAGAACUCGAUGCUCGGUGGAUUGGUCUGAAUCAAUGGCUCUACUUCUUCAUUUCUCAAUUCUUCGAUUAGAUUCUCUACGUCCUGCUCUCUGCCGUCAUGCUCGCCAAACUAUAAUCAAUGUGAUCAUGCUUUACAUGGAGAAGAACCAGCUGGCACUGGUCUCCUCAAUUCUUUUGAAAAACGAGAUGAUCUACGGAACAGAGACCAGUCCAAUCAUCGGAGAAAUAGCUGUCGGAGUCUGUCGUGGAGAGUCUCCCAGUUUUGCCAGAGCUACUGCCGAUGAGUAUAGGAAGAUGAUCUUUGCGAGUCCAUCGCUUUUCUCACAGAAUGAUCUUCUAUCGGCAGUGGUGUUUUGUAUGAGUGAAGAAAUGGAUACUCCAUUUUGGGCAAAUGAAGAUGCAAAUUCUCGAAAUUGGAGAGUCCCAAGCUUUGAGCAACUCUCGUGUACUGUACAUCACAUUGUGAGACUUUUGAUCAACAAGAUGCCAAUGAUUGAAGUUAUUUGGACACAACUAGCCAUGAAAAUGGCACUUUCCACAUCGAACCGCCAUUUAGCUGGACGAUGCUUCCAAAUUGUUUCAGCACUUGAGCAACCUCCGGGUCCAUGGAUCCCAUCGUUAAUGUCCAGAUUGGUGGAAACUGCUGGAGAGCAACAUGAUGAAACGCAGUCUUAUGUCACGGAUCUUAUGUUGUGCUUAACGGACUGCUCUCCUUAUAUUUCACCGACAAUAAUGGAAGCAAUCGAAAUGCGUCAAGUGAUAUCACCAACUCAUAUGCGUUCCACAUCAUACACACCUGCAUUCGUUCGUCAAUCAGUCAUCUAUUCACGUGUUCAACAAUCUGAUAAAAAGAAUGCUCGUCUAUCACUGUUGGUUGCUGAUCAAGAGUCAUGGGCUUCAAAGUCGCCAGACGCACUUGUCCGGAGCAAAAGUGCAGAGCAGUUGCAGAGUGAGAAUGAUGUUAAUGAGGAAACAAUGUCCCGAAUGCAAAUUCUUGCGAUUGCUGUUAGUAUGAUGGAAAGUGGAAUUGAAAAUGAGUUCCUAUUGGCUCUGAAUCUUUUGAAUAAAGUGCUCGAUGUGCCAACUUCUCAAAAAGUUCAAUGUCUCGCAAAGUACGAUAAAAUGGUUGGGCAACUCGAAUGGAAGAAUUUCAAUGGAAUUAUCUCGCUUAUUACUAGAGGUGCAAUCAUUCCAACUGCCUAUGAAUCAUCAAUUCAAGCAAUGAUCCAAUUGAGUGAUGUUCUUUCUGAAGAAGUCGUUGGUGGACCAAAUGGAAUUGCUAUUUUUGUCACCCACACUCUACCGUACCUUGCCACAAACUUUGAUGCUCCAAACUCACUGUGCAUCAACGUGGCAAAUGCUAUUGCGGCGUUUUGUGAUGAAAGCAUCAAGACUCAAUCAGGAGCUCCAGCAGAUCAUCCAUUUGUUCAUUUGUCAACAAUAAUGCGACAAUAUGCAAUGCGUACUUUUAUGAAAGAUGCUCAACAAUUUAUGAAAUGUGUCCUACAGUACAUUUGUGAUGGAUGCAUUGCACUAAACGUUGAGACUCUGAUGUGUUUGUUGGCUGAAAUGACUGAAAGAGGAAUUACUGGGUUGAAUGGAAGUGUACUUCAUAUGUUGUUCCUUUUACUGCAGCAUAAUCAUCAUUCAAUAUCACCAUUGUUGAUCAAUGCACAGGUCAUUCGAAGUGUGUCCCGAUUCCUACAAGGCAACAAUUGGCCGGAUGUCUCGAAAAUUUACAAGACAAUUGUUGAGAAAUGGAGAAAUGAGAAUCCCGAUCAAAAUGCCCAUUUCUCACUUGAAGUCACUGGACCAACUGGAACAUCAGGAGUUGUGACAGUCAAACCAUCAGAGGAAAUUGGAAAAUCUGAAAAGGUGUCUGAAGAGAAGUCUUCUGAGAAACCAAGUAUUGAAGUAGCUACUACAAGUUUGAAACGCUAUCCACCAGCUCAUAUGCGAGUCCGAGAUAAGCUUGUUGGAAUACUCUCGGCUUCUGGUUUAAGAAUUGGAUUGCCGUCUUCAGUUUCACUUGUAUUCUCAAGAUCUGAUCUAGGAAGUGCAACAUCAUCAACUGAAAGAAUCUGUGCAUCAUCACAAGAAGUUGCAUCUACAAUGUCACUUCCAGAUCCAUCACAAUCUGGAAUAACUGACUCAUUCCCAAGAGUUUUCAAAGAAUUUGAUUUCUUAGAAGCAGAACAUGAUAGUGUGUCUGAAACUGCGGAUAGCUGCUUUGGAUGGUUAUCAACAAUGAGACCAACACGAGAAAAGGAUGAUGAACGUGCAUCAAUCAGAAGUUCACUUCGAAAUCUGUCGAGUGGGGGACAAGGUGGAGAAGAGGAAGAAGAGGAACCAGAAGAGGAUGAAGAAUCAGAAUCCCACGAAGAAGAAGAGAAUAGUGAAAGUGAUGAUUUGCCGAGAAAAGUUGAAGAUGAUGAUUUGGAGGAAGAAGAUGAGGAUGAAGAGGAACGAACUCCUUGUCCAUCGGAAUGUUGUGAUGAUGAUCGAGAAGAUGUUGAGAUGAUGCUCAGGCAAGAUAUUGAAGCUUAUGCAAGUAGAGGUGGAAGUGUUGCUGCAUCGUCAAUGGCUGAUGAUGAUUUGAGAAGUCGAUUGACUAAUAAUAUUGUAUCAAUUUCAUCUCAAAUGACGGAACAUCGUCACUUAGAAGAAGAAAAUACAUCAGUGGAUGGAUCAUCAGUGUGUGCCUACAGUAAUGCCUCGAUGCUUGCUUCAGAGUACUAUCCGAAUCGUACAAGAUCUCUACGAAUUCAAUGUUCUCAUCAUCUCGACUCGAGGAUCGAACGUGAAUUUUCAAUGUCUGUUAAUGAGAUUAACGAGUCAAAUGAUUGCAACCUAUUGGCCUAUGGUACCCUGUUAUCCACUCAACUCUAUAAAUCAUCGUGUGGAAAAGUUUGUGCAUUGCUCAGAGAUGCAUCUCAUAUUUUAACCAACAGAGCAAUGUCGAGAAGUUUUGCUUCUGCGCAAGAGACUCUAUGCAACGUGGUCGACAUUCCCUUCUUGUUUGUCACGGAGCAAUUCCUUCGAAAUUCUCCGAUUUGCCAGCGACUCAAAUUCACACUAAAUGAGCUCAAGGAGCACUGGGAAACAUUUGAUGAACGUAGAGAUCAGUGUCAAAAGGGGAUCAAUUCACUUCGAUCUGCAUACAAGUUGUCUGCACUCGGCGGAUCCACGUCAUCAUUCAGCUUGACGUCAGAACUCGAUUUGGGAAAGUUGUUGAACAAACUGGUGUUCCAAGUGAAACUAAUGAUUGAUGCACUCAAAGAUAUGUCAGAUGCAGUGAAGAACUCGACAAGCUCACAGACAUACUCCCUAUCGCCUGCCAUCCUGGAACAUCACCGCGAGCUUCUGAUGUGUGCAUCCGAUGACGCUGCUUCAUCCGUCAACUCGUCACUUUCACGCCUCAACAUUGACGACUCGAUCUCUCGAUCACAACACUCUUGUGAUUCGCUCGUUCUGCUACUUGCGAACAAACGAUACACACAAGCUUUGCAAGCUGUUCGACAACUUAGAAGGACGUACGGAGAAGAGUAUGGAUGCUGUGAGACUGUCGAUGUUGAUGUUCUGCUCUUGCUCUUUUGUAGAAGUCAUUCAUUGAAAGCAUGGGCUUUGGUUGGUGCAUCAUCAGAGGAACUCACCCGACAAAGUGAGCUCUUGCGAGAAGCCAACGCCGAGCUGGCUUCAUGUUUGAGAAGAAAUGCUCAAAGUCUUCAAAAUAUGGAGAGAAUGACACCUUCAAUGGGAUCAGCGUCAAUGACCGAAUCAUUCGCACAAUUGCCUUCCUCAUCAGAUCAUUAUGAUUAAAUUAGUGGAAUUGCGUUGUAAAUAUACUACAUUCCAAAAACACCAAUUUGCUUUACGUUUUAUAAUUAUUUUCUGUAUUUUUAAAUCAAGCCAAGAAUUGUAAAAACCAAAUAAAGUUCAUGUGUCAUACAGC